GACGACCACAGAGAGGAGUGCAGGGGCAAUCGGGAGCCACCACAGGGGCCCAUCUAUCUCUCCUUCUCUCUCAUCGCGACACCCAAAUGCUUUAGCCGCUCCCCCAAAACCCUAACCAUUUCUCUCUCUCUCUCUCUCUCUCUCUCUCUCUCUCUUCUCCUUUUCGUCGUCGUCGUCCUCUUCAAUCUCAAGCUCCCCACACUUAUUGAGGGCUUCGCGGAUCCCAAAUCGACGAAGAGGAGCUCGUCGCGGAGGAAGAAGACGCCGCUCUACAGCGUUCGCCAUCGCGAAGAGCUCCCAUCGAGCUGCCUCAAAUGCCCCUCGGAGCUGCUUGAUCCAUCGGCGACCGUUGGAUUUGGUCAACCCUGGCGGGGCCCAGGGCCGGGUGAUGGCGGAUCCGCCCCGCAUCCUCCGCCGGAGAAGGGGUAGGCGUUGGGAAGGAGGCGAGGAAGGGGUUCUAGGGUUAGGGUUUGGUUUCGGGGGCGAGGGAUCCAACCGCCGGGAAGCAUGCUGACCGUGCUGCGCGUGCAUCUGCCGUCGGAGAUCCCCGUCGUCGGCUGCGAGAUCACGCCGUACGUCCUCCUGCGGCGGCCCGACAACUCGAUAGUGACGGAAGAUGUUCCCGAGUCGGCUCCGCUCGACGGCUACUUCAUCCGCUACAAGUGGUAUCGCAUACAGAGUGAUAAAAAAGUCGCAGUCUGCAGCGUGCAUCCAACUGAAUAUGCGACCCUGCAAUGCCUAGGCUGUCUUAAGGCGAAAAUACCUGUUGCUAAAAGUUACCACUGCUCGUCCAAGUGCUUCUUAGAUGCAUGGCAGCACCAUCGUGCUUUACAUGAGCGCGCAAGUAAUGCCGUAAAUGAAAAUGGAGCUGAGGAGGAAGAGCUUUUCGGGCGGUUCGGUAGCAGCGGAUCAGGUGUUAUUAACACGGGGUUAUCGGGCUCAACAUCUAAUCUAGGACAUAGCCCAGGACUUACAAAUGGCCCGGUACCUUUAUACCCUCUAUCUUCAGAGAGGAAUUCCGGUGAAACGUGGUUUGAAGUUGGACGAUCUCGUACGUACACACCAACAGCGGAUGAUAUUGCCCAUGUUCUGAAGUUCGAGUGUGUAGUUAUAGAUGCAGAGACGAGGAUACCGGUAGGAGCUGUGAAUUCUAUUAUGACCUCCCGCGUGAUCCCAGCUCCAUCUCCUAGUCCGCGCCGCAUGAUUCAAGUGAAUAGUGUUGAUGUUUUGGGGCAUUUGGAUUCAGAAAGCAGAACUUCUACUUUUGGGACAUUUACGGUGCUCUCAUAUAAUAUACUUGCUGAUACAUAUGCAACAAGUGAUGUAUACAGCUAUUGCCCUUCCUGGGCUCUUUCGUGGCCUUACAGAAGACAAAAUUUGUUACGCGAAAUAAUAAAUUACCAUGCCGACAUUAUCUGCCUUCAAGAGGUACAAAGUGACCAUUUUGAUGAGUUUUUUGCUCCAGAGCUUGAUAAACAUGGAUAUCAAGCACUUUACAAGAAAAGGACAUCAGAGGUUUAUACUGGAAAUCCCCAGUCAAUUGAUGGUUGUGCUACAUUUUUUCGCAGGGAGCGAUUUUCGCAUGUUAAAAAAUAUGAGGUUGAGUUCAAUAAAGCUGCACAGUCGUUAACUGAAGCAGUGAUUGCAACUGGUCAGAAAAAGGUUGCUUUGAGUCGCUUGAUUAAGGAUAAUAUUGCGUUGAUUGCAGUUUUAGAAGCAAAAUUUGGUAAUAGUGGUGGCGAUAACCCUGGAAAAAGGCAGCUGCUUUGUGUGGCAAAUACUCAUGUAAAUGUCCACCCGGACCUCAAAGAUGUUAAGCUCUGGCAGGUGCAUACUCUGUUAAAAGGGUUAGAAAAGAUAGCUGUUAGUGCCGACAUUCCAAUGUUGGUUUGUGGGGAUUUCAAUGCACUUCCUGGAAGUGCGCCUCAUUCACUUCUUGCAAUGGGAAAAGUUGAUCAAUUGCAUCCCGACCUGGCGAUAGAUCCCCUUGGGAUUUUGCGCCCAGCAAGCAAGUUGACUCACCAACUCCCUCUGGUUAGUGCGUAUUCUUCAUUUGCUAGGGGUGUUGGUUUUGGUUUGGAGCAGCAGAGGAGGAGGAUAGACCCAGCAACAAAUGAACCCCUUUUCACAAAUUGCACUAGGGAUUUCAUUGGCACCCUUGAUUACAUAUUCUACACAGCGGACUCUUUGACAGUGGAGUCACUACUGGAACUUUUGGAUGAGGAAAGCUUGAGAAAGGAUACAGCGCUUCCUUCUCCUGAAUGGUCAUCUGAUCAUAUAGCACUCUUAGCAGAAUUUCGGUGCAAACCUAGGAUUAGACGCUGAUAGUUGAGGUCUAUCAGCAUGAACUCUAUAACAGCUGUUGUUUCAAGAAAGGUGAUUUGAGUAAAAGAACACCUGGUAAGCUUAUGAAAGAAAAUGAUCGCAUACUUAUUCUGCAUUCCGAGGUGACUUGCUAGGUCUGCAGUUAUCUAUUUGUAUCAUGUUUACUUUAUAUCAUAGCAAAAUGUUUCUGAUAGCAUGUAAUUCAGUUCAGAUUUUUGUAAAUGUACUAUCAAGCUUUCUUAACAAAGCUUUGAAUGCCUUUCAUUUUUGUUUCUGGGAUUUGGACACUACUGAAUUACAAUGAGAUGGACGAAAUGAAGCAAUGCAUUAGCUGA
Molecule: messenger RNA, 2660 nt
Organism: Ananas comosus (pineapple)
Lineage: Eukaryota; Viridiplantae; Streptophyta; Magnoliopsida; Poales; Bromeliaceae
Product: carbon catabolite repressor protein 4 homolog 1-like
Exons: 12
Coding region: 508-2325 (605 amino acids)
Biological process (GO): nuclear-transcribed mRNA poly(A) tail shortening
Cellular component (GO): CCR4-NOT complex; nucleus; cytoplasm
Molecular function (GO): poly(A)-specific ribonuclease activity
Source: RefSeq, a predicted model, not a curated record